UAAAUUCAAAAUUAUUGUUAUUGUAUUUGAGUACGGUAGUAAGCCGUUUUAUUACUAAACUGAAAAUUGCUGUUUUGGAAUUCCGUCAUAAAUGCUUCAUUUGUUUUGAAGGGAUCCAAUAACUGGUCUGACAUUGCAUUACGCCGUAAACCAGUUGACACUUUACGUCCAACAUGAAGAUCGCAGUAUUUGGAUUUUUGUUCAUUGUUAUUUUAUUCGCUUCAAGCAGUCCAGUAGCAUACGGGGACAACGGAUUCGUUUGCGACAACGUAUUGGGUGAUCUUCAGAAUGGACCAUCCAAACUAAAUGACGCCUACUGUGCGUCUCGUUGCAUUUUAAAUGGCAAUCAAGGACAAUGGUGCGAUCAAAAUAAACGGUUUACUGGAUUCAUAAGAUAUUGAUAUUACAUGAAUGUACCUGAGUUCUACAACAAAAUGUCUAAGACAUUUAUUUACCUAUUUAAAUAUAUUAUUUAUAAUUUAUA
This is a messenger RNA of Psylliodes chrysocephalus, 484 nucleotides long. NCBI's taxonomy places the organism in Eukaryota, Metazoa, Arthropoda, Insecta, Coleoptera, Chrysomelidae. The record is from the annotation of a GenBank genome assembly.